CGUUUGAUUUCUUUGAUUGCAGUUGGAGGAAGGAGAAAAGCUAUAAAAGAAUUUGAGCAAAACCCAAAUUUAUGUGAUGAAACCCAGAUCUGGGUUUGGGAGAGGAAGAAGGGAGAAGAGAGAGAGAAAGAAUAAGAAGAAGAAAGAAGAAGGAUGAGCAGGGAGGAGGAAAGUAGAAAGAAGAUGAAGUUUGAGAGAGAACCCAGAUCUGGGUUUGCAGAGUUCUUGCUCCAACAUGGAAGAAAUGGAAGAAAUGGAAGACGAAGAUCAAUAAAAAAGUAGAAGAAUGUAAGUAACGAUUGAAAAAACUGAGUAAGAAGAAUGGUAAUGCACUCAAGAAAUCUUAUAUCAAACUCCAAAUGGUUAUACUCCAGAAAGCUUGUGAAGUUCUCAGUAAACAGUUGGACUCUUUUAAACAAGGGGAAGUGAUUCAAGAUCUGCCGCCAAUAUGGUAAUCCAUGAUUAUGUUUUUCUACACAUUGUGGUUUGCCUGUCUGAUUUCUUGUCUCUUUUUGUUUGGAGUCUUAAGGGUUUAUUUAGAGUUUCUAAAUUUGUACAGCAGUAAUAUAACAUUAAAAAAUGAAUUCCUUGUAUCAUGACUUCUUAGAUUGCAUUGCUUGUGCUUAAGUUUUUCUGUACGGUUAUAGUUAUACUGAAUUUUUGGUAUGAUGAAUUCUUGUUUAUACUUAAGUUUUUCUGUAUGGUUUGGUAAUCCAUGUCUAUGAUUAAAUUUUUCUACACAGUGUGGUUAGCUUAUAGAUCUCUUGUUUGUUUGGAGUUUUAGGGGUUUAUUUAGAGUAUCUAGAUUUUUACAACUGUCAUAUAACAGUAAAGAAUGAAUUCUUUGUGUCAUAAUUUCUUAGACUGGAUUUUUGUUUGUGUUAAUGCUAGUUUUGAGCCUACCUAUUUUAUCAAGGACCUUAUGAUACCAUGUACUGAUCAUGAUGAGGAGUUGGGUUGUUUAAUUACUAAGUUGGAGGACAUUGAUAAGGUCAUUGUUUUAGCACAAGAGUGGCUGUUAUCUUUGAUGGGAGAAUUUGUGCUUUCAUGGAAACACUUCAAUAAGAAGAAAUCUGUAUUAACUGU
This is a messenger RNA of Rubroshorea leprosula, 1086 nucleotides long. The record is from the annotation of a GenBank genome assembly. NCBI's taxonomy places the organism in Eukaryota, Viridiplantae, Streptophyta, Magnoliopsida, Malvales, Dipterocarpaceae.